AUGGUCAACGAAAGCGAAUACUCUGUAGUGGAUUACGAAGGCGAUUAUGUUCUUCCCGAUGCCAAAGAAGCGCCCCUAGCCAUUCGUCUCAUCCAAAUUCAGCCGCGCGAGCCUGACAAAAGUCCAUUUUCAAGUACAAUCAAACUGAAAAUGCGUGUUGAUGAACAAGCCCCGGAACACGGAAGGCUAGGUAGACUCAGUCGCUUGGCUAGCAAAUUAACCUUGAAAGCGAAGGUUCCUGAGAAAGACCUCACCAUUGUCCCUAUGAAUGAGAUUCCAGAAGGAGAGCCAAAGAUGCGGGAUAGGUUUACUUGGGGAAAUUACGUGGCCAUGUCAUAUUCAUGGGGAAAGAAGGAGGAGUGGGAGAUGACGGACAAGGAUCGGAAAGAAGCCGCAGAGAAAGAAGAAGAGGCAAGACAAAAGAGGUUGAACGAGUUGAGCUACGACUCUAGUGACGACGAAAAAGAAGACACCAAUGGCCAAUAUACAGACGGCGAAGUCCACCAUGUGCUUCUUGACGGUCGGCGCAUUCGAAUCCGCUACAACCUCUGGGCCGCACUGCUCGCUUUCCGAGAAAUGAAACCUUUUCAAAGCAUAUGGCUAUGGAACGAUGCAUUAUGCAUCAACCAGCAGAUGACGGACGCAGGAUUCAAAGAAAGAGCAAGACAAAUCCCACUGAUGUCCGUCAUCUAUCGUCAAGCCGGAAACAUCAUCGUUCACCUUGCCAGCGGUUACUUCCGGGAUGAAGACACGCCAUGGGUUUUGGACUACCUCCAGGGCAUUGGCGCAAAUUACCGAACCGAGUACUACGAGGCACUCGACCACGCCGAGCCCACCAUCGCACAGUCGCAUCGGCAGAAAGCCAAAUCCCAGCUUGAAAGGUCGGCGAAGGAGUGGGUGGAAGUCAUGAAAGCCGAUCUCCAAAAGUCUGCACGACAGGGCGACAACGACUACGCCAUGAUCUCGCUGUACGAUUUCUUCGAUCGCCCGUACUGGCGACGACUCUGGAUCAUCCAGGAACUCGCCAUGGCUCAUCAUAGCGCGCCCAUACUGUGUGGUGAUUUUGUCACGCAGUGGCGAUAUAUUCGCGACGGCGCGUUGUUGCUGAGCAUGAUGGCGGAUACAAUUCGCGAUGCGAUGCAGCGUGCGCUCAAACGAGCAAAUAGGACCAUGAAGAGCGAGCCGUCUUUCGAACAUGUCGCUGCCAUUGCGGAGCUUUCUGUGUCUGGAAACAGGAAGUCGGUGCAGCAGACUAAUGAACUACUGCUGCUGUUGAAGCCCGGCGUCAUGGAGGCGAAAAAUCACUCGAAUUCUCUAAGGCUGACAUCAAACGGUAUUGGGGGAAUGCGCAUGCCGCUUAUGAAGACACUGCCUGGCUCGCCGAUUCAGCAAUCGCUAACGCUCGCCGCUGACGCCCAGUGCUUCAUGGAUAAGGAUAGAGUCUUGGGGCUACUUGCAAUCCCAGCGCUCUCGACGCUACCUUUACACAAUGAUACUCACCUUGCCAGUUUACCGACGACGGAUAUCUACGUCCAAUAUGCUAAAGCAUGUAUCCAAGCCGACCACUCGCUGGGUAUCUUCGCCUUUCUCGAAGGAGGCAUGUCUAAUCCGCACAAAGGAAGACGCGUCCCAUCUUGGUGUCCUAGCUUCCAUCUCAAAUCCAAGAUUGGCCGCCUCCAGGGUGAUUGGCACCCGCAUCCACGACGCCCGAUAUAUACUCGAGGCGACUCCGAGUCAUGGGAGUUCGAGGACGAGUUCGCCCCAAAGUUCGAGGGCGAUAUUAUGACCUGCCCUGGGUGGGUUAUCGACUCUGUUGAUGUUAUGCAAGGCGUUCCGACGCGAAUCUGGUCCACGCUUGUCGGGGGAACAAGCACGCAUGGCAAAAGGGCGCCAGAUAGCUUCAAUUGUCUGCUUACCUCGUUUCCAGAAUCAAGGCCGCGCGACAGCGACUUCCUAUACAAGCGCAACUGGGACUUCCUCCAAGCCAACCGCGACCUUCCCAUUGGCGGAAAACCGCUAUCUUCUUACUUUACCUCAGCUCCGACACCUACUUCGGGCCCCGACUUCAGGUAUCGCCCCGCUGCUCCCUCCGAUCCCACUAUCACAGAGGCCCAUCGCGCGAUGGAAGCUCGAACCAAGUUCCGCCGUUUGAUGACGACCUCGAACCGUCCCUUGAUGGGCCUUGUACCGGCGUCUACGCAGCAGGAAGAUGUUGUGAUUAUCCUGUGGUAUCAUAGUCGGCCACUGAUUGCGAAGGCGGUGAAGGAUAGCGAUAGCGAGGGGUAUAUGUUCUUGUUGAAGGGAGAGGCGUUUAUUCCAGGGAUUAUGGAUGGAGAACUUGUUGAUUCUGGGGAGUUGGAGGGUAUGGAGAUGACAAAUUUCAAGUUUUACUAG
Messenger RNA from Paraphaeosphaeria sporulosa, 2394 nucleotides. RefSeq lists its product as uncharacterized. The record is from RefSeq and is a predicted model, not a curated record. The coding region runs from base 1 to 2394 and encodes 797 amino acids. NCBI's taxonomy places the organism in Eukaryota, Fungi, Ascomycota, Dothideomycetes, Pleosporales, Didymosphaeriaceae. The transcript has 3 exons.